This is a messenger RNA of Entelurus aequoreus (snake pipefish), 2002 nucleotides long. RefSeq names its product mitochondrial peptide methionine sulfoxide reductase-like. Gene Ontology annotation, cellular component: cytoplasm. The record is from RefSeq and is a predicted model, not a curated record. NCBI's taxonomy places the organism in Eukaryota, Metazoa, Chordata, Actinopteri, Syngnathiformes, Syngnathidae. The transcript has 6 exons. Gene Ontology annotation, biological process: cellular response to oxidative stress. Bases 74 to 784 code for a protein of 236 amino acids. Gene Ontology annotation, molecular function: peptide-methionine (S)-S-oxide reductase activity.
CUAAACGGAAACAGAGCUAUGCUAAGCUAACCGAGUUAGCGCCGGGGGCUGUUGUAGUGCGGCUCUCAGCUCAAUGGUCUCUUCUUCCUCCAGGCUCCGUCUGGUGUGGCGACAUUUAGUAAACACUCGAAUGGGAGACAUGGCCUCCAAAACUCAGAUGCCAAGCCCGGAAGCAGCGCUGCCCGGUCGGGCUGAAGCCCUCAGAGUCUCUGCCAAACACGACGUGAACGGUAACAGGACCAUUCCUCCUUUCCCAGAAGACACACACAUGGUUAUGUUUGGCAUGGGUUGCUUCUGGGGGGCAGAGAGAAAGUUUUGGAGGGAGAAAGGAGUUUAUUCCACUCAGGUUGGCUACGCGGGAGGGCACUCACCCAACCCCACCUACAAGGAAGUGUGCUCAGGCAUGACGGGCCAUGCUGAGGUGGUCAGAGUGGUCUUCCAUCCAAACCAGAUCUCCUUCGCCAGCCUGCUCAAAGUCUUCUGGGAGAGCCACAAUCCCACUCAAGGCAUGCGUCAGGGCAACGAUGUGGGGACGACGUACCGCUCGGCCAUCUAUGCCUACACACAGCAGCAGCUGAAGGAGGCGCUGGCGUCCCGAGAUCAGUACCAAAAGGCUCUGACUGAGGAAGGUUUUGGAGUCAUCACAACAGAGAUAGCAGAGGGCAAAGACUUUUACUAUGCCGAGGACUACCACCAGCAGUACCUGAAUAAAAACCCACAAGGCUACUGUGGGCUGGGCUCCACAGGAGUCUCCUGUCCAAUGGGAAUCAAGGAGAAGGCCUAGUUAGUCAACCAGAUCCGGAUCCACAAUUGGGCAUACUGCAAAUAAUUAAAUACAGGGCCAAUAUUACCAAUACCGAUACAUUUUAUUUUAAAAUGUUCAACAUCAUCGUAUAGUUUUGUGAUUUUAAUUAGUUGAUCAUUAUUAAAGUCAGGAUAAAACAAAGGACAAAUAUUUUAGGCAAACAAAAAUGUUUAUCGUGAAAUGUAUUUGGCAAUAUAUAAAUACAACAAUUUGUAUAUUAUUUUAUGGAGCAAUUAACACAUAACUUAUGUAUUUGAUUGUUUAUAAAUACUAGAUGAAUCCAUUUCCCACGUUAUUUGUAUUUCUUUGUGUGACAUUCUACUGGCCACCUACUGUACACCUGACUGCCCUGCUACGAGUGUUAUAUUCACACAAAUACAGCAACAUUCCCGUUAUUUUACAAUGUUUGCUGUCAUUAUCCACUCUUUCUAUUUGCGUCUCAUGUUUUAAUUCUAAAUGAUCAUGGUUUUUAUUCACUUGUCAAUUCCACUUGCUGUCACUAGAGAGCAGCAGAGAGCCAGAAUAGUUCCCUUGUACUAAAAGCGCAUGUUAUGUAUAACGAAUGUAUAAAGUUGUUGUCUUUACACAUCAUCUCAAGCUCUUUUAAAAUUAACUAUAAACAUUAUGGAGCUGUCAGGUAACACUAUAAGCUGUUAGAAAGACACACACCGCAACGUAAAAGCAACAAAAGUGACACAGUAUUGUACAUUAUUAAGCGUAAAAGCCAACUGGGAACGAGUUAGUGUUAGUGUCAUGACAGGCGCAUAGGAUGUGAUCACGUCGCCAUAGUAAACAGCUGUCAUUCACAAUACUUAUGUAAGACAAGCACAUAUAUGUUUUUAUUUUUUUAUGCAUUCUAAUUCGUUAAUUAAACGCGGGCAAAAACAGCUAGGAAUGGAGCCUAUAGGAGUCGCUCUAUUCUGCUUAUGGCCCAUUAAAAACAUCCAAACACUUCCGGUUUUAUAUACAUGCUAUAAGUGUAUAUGUAAUGUAAUAACAGGCACAUUCAUAAUAACAAACGCAAUGGACGCAAUGACGUCAUGGCUCCCAUUAGGUCCAGUGUAAGUGGACUGUUAUUUACGUUUAUUUACAAAUUAUAACGCAUUUAAAAAAGACUUGUGUUUUGGUCUCAUUCGGAUUGUGAAUUUUAGGCCAAAUUUAAAAAAAAAAGCGCAGUUCCCCUUUAUUUAUAUCAUU